AUGGCUCUGGAACUGGCAAAACCUGUCGCUGAGCGGUUUCUCCACUUUAUAAACAAGACAGGUUCACCCUACCACUCAGUGCAGGCUGUGAAGGAAAUUCUUAAAAAUGCAGACUUCGUGGAGCUGAACGAGCGGACCAAAUGGGAGAUUUCCUGCGGAGGCAAAUAUUUUGUUACAAGGAACGAUUCAUGCAUAGCGGCGUUUGUUGUUGGAGAAAGCUUUGGACGCGGUAACACCGGUGGCUUCUGCGUAACAGCAACACACACCGACUCUCCUUGUUUGCGUCUGAGACCUAACGCGUUUGCAGAGAAGGAAGGGUAUCACAUGAACGAGCUUAGCCGUGUCUCACCUGUGUCGGCAAUCGUGAGACGCAGAGGAGAGCUGUGCCUAUGCAACGAAACGCAGGGGAGUGUGGAGUGCUACGGCGGGGGCCUUUGGCACACGUGGUUCGAUAGGGGACUUGGCAUGGCUGGGAAGGUUGCUCUUCGCGUUGGGGAUAAAGUGGAGGAGAGGCUGUUGCGCAUCUCAAAGCCUCUGUUUUACGUGCCGAACCUCGCUAUACACUUGAAAACAGCCGAGGAAAUUGGGGCCUUCAAAAUCAACAAAGAGCAACACCUACAACCAAUAUUGUGUUCCGCCAUAGCCGAGCAGCUGAGCCAGGGCAACGAGGACGAAAAGCAAGAGACUAAGGAUGCGGCCCAACGCUUGCCACCGGCGCUAGAACGUCUAGUCAGGCAAACUAUUGAGCUUCCUGGCGCAAAACUGCUGGAUUGGGAUUUCUGUCUUAUGGACGCCACGCCUAGCCGCCUGUCGGGCAUUCACUCAGAGUUCAUCGAAAGCCCCCGGCUAGACAACUUGGCAUCGACAUUCGCCGCCUUUGAGGCGCUGGUGGAGGCGAAGCAAAGCAAGAGCGACAUUUUGAUGGCUGUGGCGUUUGAUCACGAAGAAGUCGGCUCGGAAUCGCUUUCAGGCGCCAACUCUAACAUCCUCGAGACGUGGAUGCGGAGGUCACUAAGGGCCCUUGAAUGCGAAGAUGACUUCUACGAAAUCCUCGCGAAAUCCUUCAUCGUCAGCUCUGACAUGGCCCAUGCCGUACAUCCAAACUACAGCGACAAGCAUCAGUCACUGCACAAGCCUGCAAUGCACAAGGCAAGUUUCGGGUGA
Messenger RNA from Eimeria mitis, 1164 nucleotides. Its product is annotated as aspartyl aminopeptidase, putative. The transcript has 8 exons. The coding region runs from base 1 to 1164 and encodes 387 amino acids. Gene Ontology annotation, molecular function: zinc ion binding; aminopeptidase activity. The record is from RefSeq and is a predicted model, not a curated record. Gene Ontology annotation, biological process: proteolysis. Lineage: Eukaryota; Apicomplexa; Conoidasida; Eucoccidiorida; Eimeriidae.